GGCCGGAUCGGGAACGCCGUCAGACUGUGGAUAACACUAUGGAUAUUGAGGAAGAAGAAGAGGAGGAGGAGGAGGAGUCGAUGAAAACCAAGUUGCCGAGAGUGAGAGAUCGGCGUCGGCGUCGUAGCUCGGUGGUAGAACUAGACGGGCAUCGUCAGGAGCCGCAGGGCGAAGACCAAGAUCAAGAUACCACAGCGCAGGAGCGGAGCUGGUCGUCGUCGGUGUGGUGGUGGGCUCCCUUACGCCAGUGGAGGCUGCAGGACUCUACCGCGUAUCGAUGAAUGUGUGGUGUGGGGGAUAGGGGCAUUGGUUGGAGCAAAGCAAAUUCGAAUCGUGGAAGCUAUCAUAUUAUCUUUUAGUAUACAUUGUGUACCCUAUAUAUCUGUGCUGUUAGCGGAUAGUUUUCUUGUAAUCGGAGGGAGGGCAGUUGACGCAUUGAAUGAAGUGGUGGAGGCAGAGGACGAUGGCAGCGAUGGCGAUGGGUACUACUUGGCUGUGAAGUGCGGUAAGGAUGGAUUGUGAGAGUCUAAUACAGGAAGGCUCGAUGCGACAAAAAGUGACCUGGAUUGUUGAGCUUCAUCGUCCAACCUUCCUCUUCCUGUACUAUGUAUCAGCUGCUGCCAAGUCACCACAAACAGUACUCAUUUAUGUGAACGGAUGUCCUCACUUACAAUCACCAACUUCCUGUAUGAUGCCCCCUCCCUCGUGUACUACCACCAGUAUGGAGUCCAUGUACCUGAAUUCAUAAAGAGAAAAAAUAAUGAUCUUUCCCUUUCUCGCGAUGAUACCGCGUUGGGUUUUUUUUUCCCUU
Messenger RNA from Serpula lacrymans var. lacrymans S7.9, 811 nucleotides. RefSeq lists its product as uncharacterized. Lineage: Eukaryota; Fungi; Basidiomycota; Agaricomycetes; Boletales; Serpulaceae. The coding region runs from base 39 to 281 and encodes 80 amino acids. The record is from RefSeq and is a predicted model, not a curated record. The transcript has 3 exons.